Penaeus indicus is the source of this 8855-nucleotide messenger RNA. Its product is annotated as tyrosine-protein phosphatase vhp-1-like. Gene Ontology annotation, molecular function: MAP kinase tyrosine/serine/threonine phosphatase activity; protein tyrosine/threonine phosphatase activity; MAP kinase tyrosine phosphatase activity. Bases 291 to 4331 code for a protein of 1346 amino acids. Lineage: Eukaryota; Metazoa; Arthropoda; Malacostraca; Decapoda; Penaeidae. Gene Ontology annotation, cellular component: cytoplasm. Gene Ontology annotation, biological process: protein dephosphorylation; negative regulation of MAPK cascade. The transcript has 14 exons. The record is from RefSeq and is a predicted model, not a curated record.
GCAUUGCCAGUCCUUAGCGUCAUGGUGUGAGUGAACAGUAUAUGUCAGGCAGUUCGUUCAGGUGGCGUAAAGCAUCACAGCGUAGAGGGGGAAAAAGAUCCUGGCUUGGUGUAGCGCGAGACGGCAGGGUCAGCUCGAGCACAAUGGUGGCGGCGGACAGCAGGCGGUGUGUGGGCGGGGGAAGCUGACGACGCCCAAGUAGUGGAAUAACAGCAACAGCAUCGGCGGCAGCGCCAGUAACAGCAGUAGCAGGUGUGGCAGCAGGACAAGUGACUGACGGCGCAGCAGUCAUGGAGUCAGUCAAGGUUGUGACGCCCCACAAACUGUCCGUCAUGGUCAGAAGCAGGGCCGACAAGGCCCUCAUCAUCGACAGCCGCACCUUCUGUGAGUUCAACACCUCGCAUAUUCUCAACUCUAUCAACGUGUGGUCUUCAAAGAUAAGGAAAAAGAGACUGCAACAAGAUUCAAUCUCAGUGCACGACUACCUACAGCAGGCGUGCCACGUCUCCGGCCUGCACGACGGUCUGGACAUCAUCGUCUACGACCAGAACGCCCCUUCGCUCUCCGCCGUUCCCCAGGAUUCGUUUCUGCACGUUCUUCUUAACAAACUCGGUCGCGCCUUCCCUUCUGUUUACCUCCUGGCUGGCGGGUUCCUAGAGUUCCAGGCGAGAUUCCCGGAGCUGUGUGAGGACUCCAGCAAGAAGUGCACGCCCCUCACCACCCAGUCUCAGCCGUGCCUCCCCGUCUCCAACGUAGGACCUACUCGCAUCCUGCCCUUUCUCUAUCUCGGAUCUCAACACGACGCUAACAACAAACAACUCCUUUCUGACCACAAUAUCCUGUACGAGCUGAACGUAAGCGUGUCGUGUCCUAAGCCUGACUUCGUUCAAGAGUCCCACUUCAUGCGCAUCGCCGUCAACGACAACUUCAGCGAGAAACUUCUCCCUUAUUUCAAUGAUGCUUUUAACUUCAUCGACAAGGUUCGUGAGUCUGGUGGCUGCGUGCUGGUCCACUGUUUAGCGGGUAUCUCACGCUCGGCCACGGUCGCUAUCGCUUAUGUUAUGAAGCAUCUCCGACUUCCCUUUGAUGAAGCUUAUAUGUACGUGAAGACGCGACGUCCGACCAUUUCCCCGAACAUCAACUUCGUGGGCCAGUUGGCCGAGCUGGACCGGCAGCUGCGGCGCGACGCGGGCCAGCGCGACCCGACCUCCGCGCCCAUCCUCUUCCGCAGCCACGAGUCGCACUCGUCGGGUUCGUCCACUGCCUCGAUCUCGUCCUCGGCGGCCUUCGCGUCGACCUACCUGGAGAGGCACGCGUGUUCAGGUCUCCAAAACAACAUGCCCAAGUCGCUCAGUCUCAACCUCCGGUCGACCCUCGAAGCCGUGCCCGCUUCGCCGUCCUCCACACCUCACUCCCCGGACAUGUCGCCCUCCUCGGCGCUGGCUCGACUCAGCUUCGCCUCCGCCCUGGACGAGCUGCACGACGACGGGCUGCCCGCCACGCCCAAGUGCCCCUCGCCCGCCACGCCCAUCUCGUGUCUACCUCCUUCCUCCCCCACCACGGCGAUCAUCCGUGACUCCAAUAGUUCCCCGGUCUUCUCCUACAGAAAGACUUCUAGUUCUUCUUCACCCACGUCCCCUGCCUUCAGCUCCUUCUACAAGAGUAAGGAGGUGUCUAGUCGGACUAGUAGUGACUACAGAAGUGAGGCUAAGAUUACGUCUUUAAAAGAAAGCUUUACAUCUAGUGAUAGCAUUAAGAGUACAAGCGGGUCAACCAGCAAUUAUUACAGUAGUGCCACCUUUAAAGUGGGGGCGGCCGAGGCAGGGAGAGGGGUGGGGGGAGACGCGAGAGGGAGAGAGGAAAAGAAAGUGAGCAAUACUUCCUCCUCCUCCUCCUCCUCCUCUUCUUCUUCUCGGCGGUGUAGUGACGGCGAGGCGCGGCAGGUUUCUGUGUGUGUGAUUGAUGUGAAAAGAGAAAAGUCGCCCGUUAGCUUCGUCCGCAGAGAGCCGCUGGUUGUGCGUGAAACUCAGGUCAUUGCCACGCCAUGUCAUGUGAAACCCGAGGUCAGAUCCGUGCUGGAGGUGCAGCUCGAAGAUGGCCGGCAGAAGGAGGAACACAUCACGGUCAAGGAGGGAACGAGAAAGACAGCCGAGGAGAAAACCUCCAAAGACAAUAACAAAAAGAAUCAGGAAGACAAGAAGGAGGUGCGCGAGGAGUCGGUUCUGACCAUUGAGAACUGCCGGCCGCAGAAGGAGGAGGCUCCCGCGCGGCCGAGGGAGGUCAUCGUCCCCAUACAGAUCGCCGGCGCCAGGGAGGGCCGGCCGCGGGUCCUGGAGCUGAGCGUCCCCUUCAGCAGCCAGAAGCAGCAGAAGGCGCAGCAGAGCCAGCCGCAGCCCGCCACCACCGCGUCCACCGCAUGCACUACCAAAGUACCUGGAAGUGGAGUCUGGUUACCCGAGAGCCCCAGAGAAGCAUCAGUCGCCGGUCCGCCCACGGCAGCCACGCCCAACUCGCCUCACUCGCCGGGCGUGCAGCAGAGUGACUCAGGAAUCAUCGUGGAAGAGGAGAGAGGCGAGAUCCCGCCCAGCCCCCAGCGCCUUCCGCGAUGCUACUCCUCCAGCGAAACGCACCUCAACACCCGCAGGUUGCUGGAGCACCGCAACCCGGACUUCACCGCCAGGAAGUGCUCCAGCUACGACGAGGUGGGCAGGGCGUGGCCCCACAGCCAGCACCCUCAGCAGCACCAGCAGGGCGUGGGGCGCGAGAGCACAACCUGGCUGUGCCCCUGGGAGUUGGCGCGCAGUGACAGCGUCUCGACCAGCGGCUUCGGCUCGGAAAUCUCAGACACGGAUCUCCUGCACGACGACGCCCACUCCACCACGACCCAGGAGGACGCCCUCGGGCCCUACGACGCUGUCUUCGCCGACGUGUUCCCGGGGGAGGCGGUGCCGAAACAGCAGCCCACGACGCCCAAGACCCCGCGGCCCGCGAGUCUCCCCGGGGUCACGGGGGCCUACUUCUCGCACUUUGAGUCAAACGCUGACCCCGGCUUGGACAUGGGCGUCGACAUGGGCCCAGGAAGCGUCGAGCUCCGUCACAGCGGGAGAGGUCGAAUGGGAAUUGAGAAGAAGGACUCGGGCUACUACUCUUUCCUGACGGAGCACCCGCCCGUCAGCCCGCGUACCAUGGGCGAGGGCGUUCGGCACACGACCACAGAUGUGCCCUGGCCAAAGGAACGUCCACGAGAUCUGCGGCUCCAGAUAACUACCCUUUCUGGACCCCACAUUCAUGACACCCCAAAGAUCACCACCACUAUCCCCCGGACACACGCACCGACCCACACCUCGUCGGGGGACACCAGAACCUCUCCGGAAAAGCGCAUGACGCCCGAGAAGAGGAAAAGCCGGGGGAGCAGCACGGAAGAGAAUGAGGAGAAACGCAGGAGCUGUGAGGUGGAGGCUCACCAGUGGACACCGCCUCGACAGACCAUCAACAUAGGCUCAGGCCUAUUGUCCCUGGAGCGUGGAAAAAGGGACCAGCCUCGAACAUUAAGUGAAGGAAACUCUACCUUGCCUGAGACAAAGCAAGAAGUAGGAGUUGGCACAGGUGUUCGGAUGGCACAGGAACUACUUCGCGGUGUGGAACAGCUGCUGGACUCUGAGAUGGGUGAACUGAGAAGGCGAACAGCUGCAAUGUCCUCGCGUUUGAGGUUUUUGGGUCGAAGUGAUGCUUCCUCUGACUGCACAAGCAACAUUAGUAGCCCAAGUAGUACUUCCAGCAGUGGGAACAGUAGCAACAGUGGCAUGAGUGGUAGCAGUAGCGACAACAGCCCAAAGGUUCACACUACACACAUCAUUGUCACCACACUGGAAGACGAUCAGCCGCAGGAGGAGAAGUCAGUGCGAGGUUUGAAGACAGGUCCCCUGCAUGGAGAAUCUGAUCACAUGCCGGGGACUCUAGGGACUGGACGAGCUCGAAGUGAACCUCCUUUUGCGGGUGAGGAAGGCCUUUAUCGCGCCCGGUCAUGCCCGGGACUGCCAAGACCCACGGGAACGUCAGAAGGCAAUGAAACGGUUGCCGCCUUAGUCUCAGAUUUACAGUUAGUGCGCCUCCGUGGCUCUCGUCCUCAGGCAUCAAGAGAAAAAUUCUUUAAUCGAUAUUCUUGCGGAGCUUUAGAUGCUCAGCAAACAACAUCUGCUUCAGCAUUUGAGUCCUGUCCAGACUUUGGCAACCUUCGUCCCUGUGUGCGUGAGGGUGACUCCAUCCAUUCCUCAUCCUCCUCCAUCUCUUCAACUCACUCUUCUUUCACGCGCCUCCUGCAAGUGUCAUGAGUCAUCCUCAAGAUAGCAAAGUUCAAGUGUAUAUUACUUAUAACGGGGUGUGAAAAUCUAGUGCAACAUGUCUUGGUGAGCAUGAAAGCCAUCAAGUUUAAUUUGUAGUUGUAAUUUAUGAAAAAAAGGGUUUUAAGCCAGUACAGAAUAGAACCUUCAGGUAAAAAUUAAGUACCAGAUGUGACUGAUACUUGGCAGCUUGUGCAUGGACCUUGGGUGUUGUUGAAGCAGAUAAGCAGAUAAUUACAUGUGUUAGUGGUGGCAAUGUUAUGCAGUAUAUGCCAUCCUUGUGACUAAACAUGACCCGUUCCUAAAUGUAAGACUUAAUAAGUGCCGCAGAUUAGGUUGAAUAUUACCUGAAAUAUACCACUUGGUGAACACUUUAGUUCAAGAUGCUGGCACACACGUGUAGAUUUUUCUCUGUAUAGUGGUGAGGGCCCCUACACACUAGUCGCAUGCGGAACUGGAGUAGAGAAGCAAGCUUGUAUGAUAAUGAGGAUAUGCAUAUUAUUUUAUUUUAAUAUUUUCAUAGAUAACCUGAUUUGUACAUUGAUAAAAAUAAAAAUGUAGAGAUUAAAUGUUAUAUAAUCAAUAUUGAUGAUGCAUUCAAGGGUAUGUUAUGAAUAUUUUGUUCAAUUAUUCAUACUAAUAUAGCAUUACUACUAUGAAGAAUUGAAGUCAUACAGGUAAUUACACAGGUAACUUAAAAAUAAAGUGUAAGAGAGUACAGGUGACUUCUCUGGCUCUAACGUUGUGGUUUGCAAAUAUCCUCACUUGUUACUUAAUGUUCUACCAGUUUAUUGGGAGGGGCCCCAUGUGUUACAUGUAAAUACCUAGAAUAUAUUUGAAUCACUUUAAAUUAUUAAACUUCAUUGGACUUACCUUAUAGACUCAGGCAGCAAGCAGUACAUAUAAUGCUGAUGUUGUAUAUAGAUACCUAGAUUACUAAUUUUAACAGUAUGGUAAUCCACUAAGAUGACUUAGUUGACAAGACAUGACUGACUGGAGGUGGGAAUAAGACAAGUGAUUGGCCUUAAUUAGAGAGAAAAAAAAAGUUUGCAGAGCACUAAGAUUUAUCAUAUCCCAUGGCAUAUCAAGAGAGCUUUGGCUUUAUAUUUUGAUUUCCCAGAGUCAGUAAAGAGAGUAAAAAGUGUUUGUGUAUUAUUGUACAGGUACUAUCAGGAAGUGUAUUGAUAACUGAUUUUGGGGUUUUAAGAUAUAAACGCUUUUGCUUUUUUCCUGAUCUUGAAGGUAUAUAUUUUUUACAAUAAAUAGUUACAUUGAAUGAUAUACUCUCUUAAAAAAAGUUUAAAUUAAUUUCCUAAAAAUUAUGAAAAGUGUUUACUUAACACCUUUUUUCUGAAUCUUAAGAGUAAAAAAAGGUUUAACAUUCUUUUAAUUGGUUACAAAUACAGUUAUAAAAAGCAUUUGAAAUUGGAAAACGAUAUUUUUGUGAUGGAAGAUGUGUUAACUAGAAUAUGAUAUAAUCUAAAUGUGCAUAAAAUGACUUUACUGAACUACAAGCAUUAGGUCCAACCACUUCCAAGGUAUAAAUUAAGGCCUGCAAAGAAAGCUUGUAAUUGUUGAUAGCAAAUACUAUUCAGUAUUUUUAUUAUUAUUAUUUAAAUCUAAGUUGUCAGUGACUGGCUCGAGUACUUACACAAGCCUUAAACUUAAAAGACCGUGAAAGUCAAAGACAAAAGGCUAGGAGACCGAUGACUAUUUCUUUACUUUGCUAAGCAUUUACCGUAGUCAGUUUCUCAAGUGUAACGUUUUAGUGUUUGUGCGUAUAACACGGGGAUUGGUUACCAUAUUGUAAUUUUAAGUUUGCAACAGCAUUCUUCUUUCCUUUUUUUUCUUUUUUUUUUUAUUUAUUUCCCUUUAACUUUGGACAAAAUUGUAAGAAAGUGGUUAAGUAUAUUUGUAUAUAUUUGUUAAUUAUGCAAGAAUAACACUGUUUGCUUUUCUUAAUAGGUGAAAUAAUUUGGCUGUGAGCUUCGGAAUAUUAUUUCUUGGAGUGAUAUUUCAGAUUUUUGGAAUUGGUAAAGCUGCACUUAUAUCAUUGUAUGUGAAUUCCUGAUUUUUGAUUUUUAUUUUCUUUGUGAUUGAGCCUACGACUGUAUCAUGUAUAUCAAGUUCAACGUAUUGACUACUGGAGGUAUCAUUGCUUUAAGUUGCAGGAUGUUGCAGAAUAAGACAUUUAUGCUCUCAUGAUGCUGUUUGAUCCUUGAUUUGACUGCCGUGUGACUGAUAUGUUCAGUUGGUACUUUCCUUUCUGUUGCUUGUUAUCUCAUAUUUAAGAAAGAGGAUAUUGUAGAAGCAAUCAAAUCUGGAUCAAAGCAUAUUUUGAUAACCAAUUUGUAUGUAUCUUAACCGAAAUGAGGUUAGGAGUUCACCAUUUCCCUUUUAUUAUAAGUAGAAAGACAUUGUGAAAGUAUUCUGUACUUACACAUAAAUCUAAUGCAAGGAAAUAUUCAAAAUGAGAAGGCUUUUUAUGUUAACUCAUUAUUAUUAUUUUUUUUUCCUGUUUUUUCUUUUUGUCCUAUUCCAUCUUACCAUUUGUAAUUCGCAGACUAUAGAGGCUAUGCUUUCAUCAAAGAUCUUUGGACAUUGGCAUUAAAGGUUAAAAGUGAGGCUUUAUUUUAGAUUUAAGUAUAGAAGGUGCCGAGUGAGCUGACGUUUAUCGCUGUUCAGAAAGGACGCUGUGGUAGAGAUGAAGAGGCUCUUUGAUUUCAUCUUUGCUUUCUCGUGUGGACAAGUUGUGAUUUCUUGGUCUGGGGUUAUGUGGGAGAGCAUUGCAAGUCCCCUUGAAAAAAGAUUUGAAAAGCUUAAAUGUUUAAAGCAGAAAAUGAUAUGUGGAUAUGUAUUGAGAGAGGUUUUCUCUUUUUGUGUGAAUUAAAAAGUAAAGAUACAUUCUUGAUAUUGAUGAAAAAAAAUAUAUAUUAUUGGACGUUUUGUAUACUUUACAGAUAAAAAUUAAAAGUAAAGGGAAUUGUUAAUGUUAAUCUUUGGAACAGCAGCUCUAAGCUUGGCAGUGACUUGAGUGUGUAUGUGUGUGUGUGUGUAUCUGUAUGUUCUGUGUAUGUGUAUGGCACAAUUCUAAGAUGGCUUACCAAUUACAUGCCUUGACACUUUGAUUGUUAAUAGGUAAAACCAGACAAUUACCCUCUUCUUAAAUUUAAAGAUAUUUUGUAUGUUAUCUGUAAUGUGUAAUUUUAAAUUCCACAAAAGUUUGUAAGAAGCAGAAAGAAAAAAAAUGUACUUAAAAGGGGUAAGAUGAUUUCAUUACAAUGUUCUGUGUUAAUACACUUAGGGAUUUACUUUGGAAUGUGCUGUUUGUCAUCCCAUAUUUGUUAAAGAGUUUGUGCUUUACACUUUUGUGAAUUUACUGGAAUCAAAAGGUGUUCUGUUAGUUUCCUCUCAAACACAUUCAUUUGACACAUUAACUAAGAUCAAAUUCAUGAGAUCAUUACCCACAGAUUCAUAAGUUAGAAAGAGCAUAGGUACUGCCAUACCAAUGUUGCCAGUGAACACCUUAACAAGGUUUUAGGACAAGGAGAUCAACCACUUUGAUUUCAUAUAUAUAUAUAUAUAUAUAUAUAUAUAUAUAUAUAUAUAUAUAUAUAUAUAUAUAUAUUUAUAUAAUUAUGUGAAUAUGUAUUCUUCUUUACUUUUUUUCUUCAGUUUAGACUUCUCAUAUUUUGAAAUGGGUGCAAUAUUUUAUGGUUUAUAUUUUGGAGUUUAUAUAAUAUAGAAAAGAAAAAACAUGUAAUUGGAUUGAAAUUUGAAAUUAUUUAUAUAUAAAUAUAUAUAUAUAUAUAUAUAUAUAUAUAUAUAUAUAUAUAUAUAUAUAUAUAUAUAUAUGUAUAUGUAUAUAUUUAUGUAUAAAGUAUAUUGUUUCAAAAUUAUUAAAGUAGAGGUUGUCUUCACUGAAACCAAUAUAAGAAAGCACAAUUACUAUUUGACAUGUACAAGACAGGCUCCUUCUGCUGCCUUAUGACUAUGAUAUCAUUAUAUUGGAAAAGAAGAAAUACUUCCUGUCAAACUGCAUUCUUCCUGUGAAACUCUCUAGCUAAAACCUUGCGUGUUAAGGCAACUUUGAGACUUAGCAACUAACAUACCCUCUAUUUACCUUAUCUUUCAUAUCAUACCAUCCUCCAUGAAGCUCUGAUACCCCAUGUUAUAAUAAUUUUUUUCCUUUUUUUUUCCUUAUAAAUGGCUUGAGUUUUUUUUUCUCUCAUUAUAUUUUAUUCAGUAGCCUUUCUUUUAGUCUCAUUAUGGGUUCUGAAUUCAUUUUUUUUGAGCCGAGACCCUUCACAAUCCCCCCCCUUGACUUCAAAUAUGUUUCAUAAACAUAUUUUAGCCCUCCAGUGAAUAUUAGUAUUUAGUGAUUACGUUGAAUAUUUGACAUUAAAAAGAAAAAAAAAAAUCUUGGGCUCAGUUUGUCCUGCACUGUUACGGUUAACACUCAUAUUAAACUUCUUACUGGUGAACAAAACCAGUAAAUAAAAUGUUACAUGACAA